GAGCUGAUGAGAGUCCCCACCACAGCCGCGGGGAGGGCCAGCACCGCCGGGCCUCCUGCCAGCCCACCUGCCUCCUGCCUGCGCCCGGCCCGCCCGGCAGCCCUUGGGAACGGCUCCAUCGCCAAACACCGUUCCCCUUGGAGCAGCCCAGCUCCGCGGGGCAGUCACGGCGGGUUGGCGUGGGUGCCGAUCGCUCAGGUCAUGUCGGUUCCUUCAGAUCUUCACCAGCGCUAUGUGCAGGCCUGCCAAAACUUGGGCCAGCCUGAAAACCCCUUCAUUGCUCAUGUGCUUCAAGAAGCUGAUAAAAAUGAUGAAACCAGAUGGACAAAAGGAAUCACAUUAAAAAUAGCUGGAAAUAAUCAUCUAGUGCCUGUGCAGAGAGUUACAGGUGAUGAUCUUCAAGUUCUUGCCUCUGUCUUACGUGACACUGUAUUUGUCACAGGUUUGGAUCUUAGGUGUAACGUGUUGACUGAUAGUGGAGCAAAGAACGUGGCAGCACUCCUCCAGGAAAAUUCCACUCUGCGGUACCUUAACCUGAUGUUUAAUGAUAUUGGCACAAGUGGAGCAGAGCUGAUAGCAGGAGCGCUCCACAGGAAUAAAACUCUUGUGUAUAUGAGAAUGACUGGAAACAAAAUAGGCAACAAAGGUGGGAUGUUUUUUGCUUCAAUGCUACAAAUUAACUCAACCUUAGAGAAGCUGGAUCUUGGAGACUGUGAUAUAGGUAUGGAGUGUCUAAUAGCAAUAGCAACAGCCCUGACUCAGAACAAAUCAGUCAAAGCAAUAAAUCUAAAUCGUCCUUUACUAUACAGCCAAGAGGAAGAGACCACAGUUCACGUAGCUCUGAUGUUGAAAAAUAACUCCUCGCUUGUGGAACUACACUUGUGCAAGCAUGAAAUGAGAAACUUUGGUGUAGAGCGACUGUGUGAGGCAUUAUAUGAAAACUCCAGCCUGAGAUACCUCGAUCUUAGCUGUAAUAAAAUAACCCGUGAUGGUGUAAAAUUUCUGGGAGAACUACUAAAACUGAACCAAACCCUGGAAAUCCUAGAUCUCAAUGCAAACCGAAUAGAAGAUGAUGGAGCCAUCUACCUGAGUGAAGCCUUGGCUUUGUACAACAGGACUCUGCAAGCGUUGUCGGUGGUAAGCAACAACAUAAGUGGCAAAGGACUCGUAGCUCUUUCAGAUGCGAUGAAAACAAACAUGGAACUUUCCUAUAUUUACAUCUGGGGGAACAAAUUUGAUGAAGCCACCUGUAUGGCAUUUUCAGAAUUAAUCCAGACAGGCCGCCUGACACCCAACCGUACCGAUGUGGAACCGUACGAAGUGGAUGGGCACAUUCACCUUGCGGAGCUCUCCCACGGCCUUCGGAGGCAUUACUACUGGACACCGAGUUGUGGGGAGGUGACGAAGAAAGACGCUAAUGCCAGUCUGGCCAUUGCAGCUGUUUCAGAACACUUGUGAGUGAGGUAGCAGCUUGAUGCAUUCCAUACGGUUGAGCUUUUCCUAUCUGGUUUCUACCAAGUUAAAUUCUAUUAAUACCAGACUGGCUGCACAUUGUUGCUUCUGGGUCUUUAGUCUACAAGGAAUGUAAACCCACUUGAAAUGGCAUUAGAGAUAAAACAGCAAACCACUGACCUUAAAAUUUGUUGCUAAAUAACGCUCAAUCUAUUAAGAGCCCAUUAAUAUGAAAAUUCAUUAAUUUUGCUGCAGUUAUUUCUACAGCACUCUAUCUCCUUUGCUGUACCAUGAUUAAUUGUAGCUCUAGGGUUUUGAGGCAAUAGAUAAAUUUAGUAAAAGAACAUGCUUAGAAGAAAACAUUUUCACUACAGCGAGUGAGUGACACUAGGUAUUCUUAGCAGUAGUGGGGAGUAAACAGUCACUGACCAGAGGCAUGCAAAGGGUUUAGACUGCAGCAGUGCAGAUGCAUGAGUUGAACUCCUAGCAGCUGAACUACUCCGCUGUUUUUAAAGACCCCCUGAGAUCAGCACUUCUAUCAAGUGCUGCUUAUUUAAAAAAAGAUGCAGGGGCUGGACCAGAGCAGCAGUAGCGCCUGUGAACAGAGCAUCGUGACCACAGGGUCCUCUUCCACACAGCUGCUGCAGAGGAAGAGCUGCCGUUGCCUUCCUGGGCUGCAGUCUCUGCAGUCAGGCUUCCACGCCGCAGGAACAGCCCACAGGUAACGUUGCUGUGUCUCUGGAGUACAGCCAGGCCCAUCAAACUGACAAAAACUUAAACACCUGGCACAGCUGCUGGGCAGGAGCUUUGCUUGACAGCAAAGCAGAUAUGCUGUAGAACAAGAUUCCUGCUGAAGCCGAGAGGUUUGGGUAAAUCCAUUUGCUGCUACUGUGCUCUAUAAACUGUCAUCUCUGACUAGUAGUUGCACGCUUUUGAUCUUUUUCCAAGAGUGACUUUUUUUAAAACCAAGUUAAAUGAAUUAGUGAACCUAAUUUACUGUGAUAUCAAUGGUAUUUUGAUUAACUCGCGGCAUGUAUUUCUUUCUU
Falco peregrinus (peregrine falcon) is the source of this 2498-nucleotide messenger RNA. It is a transcript of the gene LRRC34, whose product is annotated as leucine rich repeat containing 34. Gene Ontology annotation, molecular function: protein binding. Lineage: Eukaryota; Metazoa; Chordata; Aves; Falconiformes; Falconidae. The record is from RefSeq and is a predicted model, not a curated record. The coding region runs from base 7 to 1458 and encodes 483 amino acids. The transcript is spliced from 11 exons.